Diospyros lotus (date-plum) is the source of this 1314-nucleotide messenger RNA. RefSeq names its product 3-dehydrosphinganine reductase TSC10A. The transcript is spliced from 4 exons. NCBI's taxonomy places the organism in Eukaryota, Viridiplantae, Streptophyta, Magnoliopsida, Ericales, Ebenaceae. Gene Ontology annotation, molecular function: 3-dehydrosphinganine reductase activity. Gene Ontology annotation, cellular component: endoplasmic reticulum membrane. The record is from RefSeq and is a predicted model, not a curated record. The coding region runs from base 65 to 1039 and encodes 324 amino acids. Gene Ontology annotation, biological process: sphingolipid biosynthetic process.
UGUAAGUGCAGUUGCCAGCGGCAUUCAUCGUUUCAAUCGAUUCGACAUCGAAGCUUUCUCACCAAUGGCGGAUGUGAAAAUGGCCUUUCUCUCUUUGCUCGUUCUCAUCCCCCUCUCCCUUCUUGCCGUUCUUCGCCUCAUCGUCCGUCCACGGCCGGUCAGAAUCCCUAUCAAGAAUCGCCACGUGUUCAUCACUGGCGGAUCGAGCGGCAUCGGACUGGCCCUGGCCCACCGGGCCGCGGCAGAGGGCGCGCAGGUGUCGAUCCUCGCUCGCAGCACCAACAAGCUCGAAGACGCCAAGCACGCCAUCCGCCUUGCCACCGGCAUCGACGUCGCCACCUUCAGCGCCGACGUCCGCGACUUAGACGCCGUGAGAAGCGCGGUGGAGAAAGCCGGGCCGAUUGACGUGCUGGUGUGCAACCAAGGCGUGUUCGUGCCGCAGGAGCUGGAGAGUCAAGAGAUGCAGGAGAUCAAGUUCAUGAUCGAUGUAAAUCUGAUUGGGACUUUUCAUCUGAUUAAGGCCGCUUUGCCAGGGAUGAAAAACAGGGCCGGACGCGGUCCGGCCUCCAUAGCUAUCAUGUCGUCACAGGCUGGUCAGGUGGGUAUUUAUGGAUACACUGCUUAUUCGGCCAGUAAAUUUGGUCUCAGGGGCAUGGCUGAAGCUCUGCAACAGGAAGUUAUUUCAGAUGACAUACAUGUCUCUCUAAUAUUUCCCCCAGACACUGAAACCCCUGGUCUGGAAGAAGAGAACAAGAGAAGACCACAACUGACCAGCAUCAUAGCAUCUUCUUCUGGGGCAAUGAAAGCCGAUGAAGUUGCCAAAAAAGCUUUAGAUGGAAUCAAAUCCAGUAGUUUUAUUGUCCCCUGCAACUUUGAGGGACUCCUACUGUCCAUAGCAACUGCAGGUCUAUCCCCACAGAGAUCAUUCCUCAUGGCAUUCGUAGAGGUGGUUGCUGCUGGGAUAUUACGCAUUGCAGGUUUAUGCUUCCAGUGGAAUUGGUAUGGGAGUAUAGAAAAGUGGCAUGCACAAAAAAAGUAAAACCUGCGACUUCUGUUCAACAAGGGGAGAAGCCCAAUUUCUUCUAUCAACAAUGGGGAUGAGAUCACUUCUUCAUGUGCCUGCAUCAAUGUUUUCAAAAGGUGACAGAAGCUGAAUCUGUACUUGAAGUGGGUUUCAGCAGCAGCAGCACUCGUUGUUUCAAACGCAAAAUUGUUCAGUAAAUCUUCAAACUUAAAGGAGUAAUCAGCUCAUAAUUCUGUAUCUUGUAUUUUUGAUAAGUUGAACUGAUAAAAUAGCUUUUAACAUUCCCUCUA